Molecule: messenger RNA, 5070 nt
Organism: Nerophis lumbriciformis (worm pipefish)
Lineage: Eukaryota; Metazoa; Chordata; Actinopteri; Syngnathiformes; Syngnathidae
Gene: emsy
Product: EMSY transcriptional repressor, BRCA2 interacting
Biological process (GO): regulation of DNA-templated transcription
Cellular component (GO): nucleoplasm
Source: RefSeq, a predicted model, not a curated record
CGCACCACGGACCGACAUUCCCGACGAAGAAGCCGCUCCAUCCAUUCAGGCUAAACUCAGCUAGCAGACAACGUAAACAUUGCCACAACAUUAGCAAGAUCGGGACGUUAAGCCUGGUUUUUUAAGCAUUUUUUUCUCUAUCCGUUAACAAUAUUAUGUAUUAGCGUGGAUACAAUAUGAUACCCUGCCAUGGACUUUUGGAUUUGUGGCUUUUUAACGUUACCGAGGCCUUGAGUUGGCCCUGCUAACGGAAGCUCAUGAUUCAGCUGGAGAAACCGGUGCUGACUGGUACCAUGCCGGUGGUAUGGCCCACUAUCCUCGACCUGGGCAGGGAUGAGUGCAAAAGGAUACUCCGGAAACUGGAGCUGGAAGCUUACGCCGGUGUCAUCAGUGCCUUGCGAGCCCAAGGCGACUUGACGAAAGACAAGAAGGAUCUGCUGGGAGAACUGACUAAGAUCCUCGGCAUCUCAACAGAGCGGCACCGCGCAGAAGUCCGCAGGGCUGUCAACGAUGAGCGUCUCUGCACCAUUGCUUACCACAUGGCGGGUCCUAACAGCUCAUCGGAGUGGUCCAUCGAGGGACGCCGGCUCGUUCCGCUGAUGCCGAGACUGGUCCCUCAGACAGCUUUCACGGUGACCGCCAACGCAGUCGCCAGCGCCACAGCCAAUCUGAACGCCUCGCUUCUUUUGCCAGCUGAAACGGGGAACAAAGAAGUGGUUGUGUGUUACUCCUAUACGAGCACAACGUGCACCUCCACCAGCUCCACAGCGACCAGCGGCACCAUGGGAGUAGUGUCAAAAACCCCACGGCCGCCCAGCCCUUCAUCCAGUGUGGUGGUGCUGCCCAGUGGCAGCACCGUCUACGUGAAAAGCGUGAGCUGCUCCGACGAAGACGAGAAGCCGCGCAAGCGAAGGCGCACCAACUCGUCGAGUUCGUCGCCAGUGAUGCUGAAGGAGGUCUCCAAGAUGUCGCCGCCCAUCACCAAGAACCUGUUGACGCCGGUGAGCGCAUCUCCAAAGAUGAGCAACAUCAUGCAGAGCAUCGCCAACUCGCUGCCGCCCCACCUGUCGCCCGUCAAGAUUACCUUCACCAAGCCCACCAUCCAGACCACCAGCAACACCACGCAGAAGGUGAUCAUUGUGACAACGUCCCCCAGCUCUAACUUUGUGCCCAACAUCCUGUCCAAGUCGCACAACAACGCCGGCAUGUCCAAGCUGGUCUCCACCGCCAUUCUGACCACGCCCACACAGAAACAGACGGUGGUCUUCCCGACCAGCUCCACCCCUGUCGCGGUCACUACGGUGGUGUCCUCUACGCCCUCAGUGGUCAUGUCGACCAUCGCCUCAUGUGCGGCCUCAGCAGGAGUGAAGGUUGCCUCAGCCAGACUCCCCUCCCCUAAAACGCUGGUGGGCUCUCCAACUCAGAUCCUGACCCAGUUCUCCAAGCAGCAAUCGCCCAAACAGCUGCAGACCUUGCCCAUGGGCGCUUCCAGCGUGAGCCAGGCCCAGAGCAGCGCCACCACCUCAGCGAAGCCAACCAUUCAGAUCAAGCAAGAGUCUGGAGUGAAGAUCAUCACACAGCAGGUUCAGCCCAGCAAAAUUCUGCCCAAGCCGUCGUCGGUGGCUCUGUCCGGCAGCAGCUCCUCACCCAUCAUGGUUGUCAGUAGCAAUGGCGCCAUCAUGACCACCAAACUGGUCACUCAGCCCACAGCUACCCAGACCACCUACACGAGGCCCACUGUGACCCCCAACAUCGGUGCCAGAAUCUCGACCUCGGCCGGUGGCGCCACCUACGUCAAGACCACAAGCGGGAGCAUCAUCACGGUGGUCCCCAAGUCUUUAGCCACGCUGGGGGGGAAGAUCCUCAGCAGCAACCUCAUGUCGGGCACCACAACAAAGAUCACCACCAUCCCCAUGACGUCCAAACCGAACGUCAUUGUGGUUCAGAAAACCACAGGCAAGGGAGCGACCAUCCAGGGGCUGCCCGGCAAGAACGUGGUCACCACGCUGUUGAACGCUGCGGGUGAUAAGAGCCUGCAGGCUGUGCAGGGGAGCAAACCGGCCAUCAUCACCACUUCCAGGCCCAUCACCAAGAUGAUCGUCACUCAGCCCAAAGGCAUGAGCGCAGGCUCGUCCACCGCCACCAAGAUCAUCCCCACCAAGAUCGUCUAUGGCCAGCAAGGCAAGACCCAGGUGCUCAUCAAGCCCAAGCCAGUCUUCCAGGCUGCUGUGGUGAGCGAACAAACACGGCAGCUCGUCACAGAGGCACUGCAGCAGGUGACGCGCGCGGCUGACGUGAGUCAGGUUUUGAGUCAGGACACGUCCGCCAAAGACGACAGCGGCGGCUUCACGGAAAGCAGCAGCGGCAGCUCGGUCGGCGAGACGUCCCACAGCGGCGAUUCGCAGCCUGUGCUCCACUUGGUGUCCUCCAGAGAGCACAAUUGGACUGAGCAGGAAGUGGCGGUGGAGUCCACCCCGACUAUCAUCUACCAGGAGGUGUCUGUCGGCGAAUCCCAGUCCGCCACGUCCACCAUUAAAGCGCUGCUGGAGCUGCAGCAGACCUCAGUGAAGGAGAAGGGCCAAGAGUCUAAACCCCGGCAGCACACCAUCGACUUGAGCCAGAUGGCUGUGCCCAUUCAGCUGGCCCAGGAGAAGAAGGCCACUCCGGAAUCCUCCAAGCCGACCAGCUCGGCGGCCGAAGCCAGCGCUGAUGUCGUUGCAGCAGGUAAAGUCUGCCGGGUGGGCGUGGCAUCGGAGGACAAAGUGGUCAUGUCCUCAGCCCAGCAGCAGCAGCAGCAGCAGCAACAGCCGCCGCCACCGCAGCAGGGAAAGCCUUACAAAAGCCAGAUCACCUUGGUAACCAAACCAGCUGCCGCUCCUCCUGCAGCUACAGUUACGCACAUCAGCCUCAGGCCAUCUGAUGGUAAAACAGACUCUGUGUUGGAGGUGAGUGAGCUGGAAGGCGACACUUUGGACCCUCAGACGGGCUUGUUUUACCGCUCCAGCAGCCAGCCAGCCAUGGACGCUACCAAGCACCCCGCUGCCGCGGCUCAGUCAUCAGUCGCGAGCAGGCUGGACCCCGAGCAGCCGUCAGCCCCGCCACAACUGCAGAGCAAACCUCAGAUCAGCCAGCCUUCCUCGUCCUCCCCCGCAGCCUUUCUCGCCACGCCCAAUUUAACGAAGAAACUCCCCAAACUCAGAGAGCAGAGUCAGCCCAAACCUCAGGGGUCCAUCACGCCGCCGGUGACGCCGCAGCUGCCCAAGCUCCAGCAAGCGCCCACAUCCCACCACAGGCCUCUGCACACGUCCAUGUCCCACCCGCCUCCGCUGCAGGCGCACCACCCUGUCAGCGCAGAUAAGACCGCCUCCAGCCAGCAGCCGAUCAUCACCCAGAGCGCCACCGUCACUAAGAUCACCUUCGGCAGCUCCCAUCACACAUCACCUGUCUUCAGCGGCGAGGCAGCCGCCAAGCUCAUCCCGGAGUCCAGCUCGGGGCCGUCGUUGGACAAGCCCUCUGUGUCGGACAUCCUGAAGAUCUCCAUGAUGGAGGCCGAGAUCGACCCCAGCAUCGAGCCCAUGGUGGUGGACUCCUCCAGCGACUGCGCCCCCCUGGGGAAAACACUGGAGGUCCAGGCCGUCUCCGGUACACUGGAUUCGGGUCAGUUCAUAACCAGCUCGGCGGCGGCGACGACGACCGCGGCGCAUCAUCACGCCCACUCCAAGGCGCAGCAGUUCAGCCGCGUGCAGCCCAGUAAAAGCGACAUGGAGGUUAUUGAGGUGAUCCCUCAGUACUCCAUCCUGCCGGACUCGAGCCAGUCCAACGUGGUGGUGGAGCCCAGCGGCUUCCUGGAGAUUACCAACUACACCAGCCAGCAGCUGGAGGAGGACAGCCCCAUGGAACAGGAAGUGGACAGCAGCAACGACGAGGCGGUCGCCGCCAGCCCCCCCGACCAGCCCUAGUCUCGUAGACACUCGAAAGACGUUCUGUUGACGUGUAAGAUAUUAGACAAUGACUCCAAGCGGAGCCUCGUGCCACAUUCGACAACAUCCUAUUUGAGAGGACUGCACUUUCUGUGGCCAUUUCACCUUCAAAGUUCCUCACUAAAGACUUGAACUUUUUUACCAAGUGACUUGAUGAACUUUUUAGACGGCGCCGCAGCUUUAUAAUUAUCCUAUGAAUCCACUUUUCAUAGAACCUGCAGGACAUUGCGUUUCUACGGGGAGCAUUUAGCUUAACAUAGUCCCGGAAGACACAUACGGUUCAUCUUAACGUGCAUUCUAAAUUAUGUGAUGUUUCACAGGAAGGACUCAAUGUAUGUUUUGUUUUUUGUAAUAUAUAUAUCAUGGAGAUCAUCUUAAAAAUACUGCAUAGUGUUUGAACUAUGCCUUUCCUUUUAUACCUUUUCAAAGUACACAACUUGAGAGGAUUCAUUUAAUCUCCAAAAUAAAUCGUCCUGAGUAGAAAACGUUCACGUCCCUAAUUUUUUUUGUUUUCCUGUUUAAAAAGGAGGGAAAACGUGCUGUAUAUCUGUUUUUUUCUUCUUCUUUUUUUUUUUUUACGUGAAGAAAAUUUUAAUUUUCAGUCGGAAAAAAAAGGAGUCAGCAAAUUUGGUAAAAAAAAAUACCCACCCACUUUAUUUCUGAAAUUUAUUUAUUUUUGUUUGCAUAAAAACUAUUUUUGUUUUGUUUUAUUUUACAAAAAAAAAAAAAUUUUUUUUUUUUACAUAAAACCACAUUUACUUUUUUCAUGACAAAAUAAAACUUUGAAUAUGUUUCCAGAAAACACAAACCCACUUUUUUACAUUUUAAUUAAAAUACAAUCGCAAAAUAAGAUCUGUUUUUCCCUUUUAAAUGUUUUUUCUGUAAAAAAAAAUCACAUGUUGGUUUUUCCCAUAAAAAAAAAAACAUGAUUUAUUUAAGUAAUACAAUUUGCAAAAUAUGUGCCAGUAUACAGUGACUCCAAAAAAGACUGACAGCGCUUCACUUUUUCACAUUUUAUCUUGUUACAAAAUGGAAUAAAUUCAUUUUUGGCCUCAAAACUCUACACACAAUACCCCAUUAUGACAAUGUG